This is a messenger RNA of Lachancea meyersii CBS 8951, 882 nucleotides long. NCBI's taxonomy places the organism in Eukaryota, Fungi, Ascomycota, Saccharomycetes, Saccharomycetales, Saccharomycetaceae. The record is from the annotation of a GenBank genome assembly.
AUGCUUGUCGAUCUCAACGUGCCCUGGCCGCAAACUAACUUUCAAGAGACUGUCAGCGAAAAACAGAUCCAGGAUGUGACAAGGAUUCUGGAAACCCUGCAUACUUUGGGAUACACACAUGUUGCACUUAACUUUUCAAUAAACCAUACCGAGAAGUUUCCCACGUCGCUCAAGGAGCUGAAUCCAAUUCGAAUUCAGGAAUACUUUGGCAGUUUGAUACAAGCCACAGGUCUUAAACUAUAUUCAAGAAUCACACUGAUCAUCGACGACCCGUCCAAGGGCCAGUCUCUCUCCAAGAUAUCACAAGCUUUCGACAUUGUAGCGGCCUUACCCAUCAGUGAAAAAGCACUGACACUGGCGACGUCCUCAUUAGACGUUGAUCUGCUAACGUUCCAGUACAAACAGCGGCUACCGGCGUUUUUGAAACAUAAAAGCAUCUGCAGCUGCGUGGCUAGGGGAGUGAAGCUUGAGAUCGUUUACGCCCAUGCGUUGAGAGAUAUGCAGACCAGAAGACAAUUCAUCCAAAAUGUAAAAAGCGUGGUUCGCAGCUCGCGAUCCCGCGGCAUCGUCAUCAGCAGCGGUGCCACGAAACCGGUCGAGUGCCGAAACGUGCUGGGCGUUACAUGUCUCAUAAAAAUAAUGGGCCUCCAGAGCGAUAAGUGUAUGAAAGCGAUGACGGACCUUCCAGCACUCGUGCUUUUGAAUGGAAGACUGCGGACCAAGAGCCACAAGCAAACGGUCGUUAUCGGUGGCGGGUCCGACUCUGACAUCGUCAAUGAAAGUGACAUAGACCCUGGAAAACUCAUCAAAAUAGUCAAACGCAGAGUUUCUGAAUCGUCCGAUGACAAUCAACCCAACAAGAUGGCUCGGUCCGAGAGCUAA